Magallana angulata is the source of this 1914-nucleotide messenger RNA. RefSeq lists its product as uncharacterized. The coding region runs from base 85 to 942 and encodes 285 amino acids. The transcript has 7 exons. The record is from RefSeq and is a predicted model, not a curated record. Lineage: Eukaryota; Metazoa; Mollusca; Bivalvia; Ostreida; Ostreidae.
UGAGCACUUCAUAGUAUGAUGUUUAUGAUAACAACGUAAUAAUAGGGUGACGUCAUAAUCAGUUGCUUACUUUGUGUUGUCAAAAUGCCGUCGGGGGAGUUCAGCAGAUCGGAAAAACGCUUUCUAAAGAAAAGCUCAAAGCUCUUCAAACCAGAGCCUUUAAACCUUAGUUUGUUGGAAGAGAAAGAUGAGGAUGAUAAGAUGGACUAUUUACUCAACAGAAGGAGAGAAAUCGUGAAGGUCAGUCUGACAGGGCUUGGAGAUGUUCAGGGGAAGGACGAUAUCGCUGUCCUGGACCGAGUCAACAAGUUUCUUCUCACCCCUGAUCACCGGGAAUCGAGGUCUGUUACCCCAGAGGCUGAACAAGACAGCAAACAAAAUGAGAAAGGUCUGAACGGUCUAAAAAAGAAUCUGAGUGAUAUAUCUCGCGAAAAUCUCAACAAAGCACCGCCUGUUUGCCAGAAAACUACUGGAGAACCCAAAAAGGAAUCAACAGAUCACGAAAAACAGUCAAACAAAAAGGGACUCUACCCGUCUCUCGUCAACUGUCCACACCGAGUCAUCUACGUCAGAGAAGCUAUCAGGAAAAUCGAUACCCUGUAUAUGGCCCCAACUCUGGUCGUCCCAUCGGUAGCGGAGGAGGAACAUCUCAAAGAAUUCAACAAUUUCUGUGGCGAAUUCAGUUGGCGGAGAGAUAUUCCAAUUAGUGUUAGUGACAAUGGCACUAGUGAAACUUUGGAGUUUUGUGUGGAUCCGCGCGCCAUCCCUAGAAAUCGAUCUCAAAAUUCCAACCCUAGCCUCGUGUUAAGGAAGCCAGGAAAUUCCCAACCCGAUACUAUUGGACGUAACUCAAUCAUUUCGUCCAGUAACAGUUCACAGGGCGGGUUUGCAAUACAGGAAGGCGAAGAUGAUUCAGACAAUUGUAUGAUCAUGGCCGGAUAACAAGUCUCCCACGACAUUGGAAUGCUCCAAAAAUUGGAAACGGAAUUAUGAUUUGAAAACUUAAGGGCCAUAUAUGUUUAGAUUGUGUAAAAAUAUCAUAAGUUAUUAAGUACACUUAAAGUUUGUAAAAUAUAUUAUAAUAGUUAUUACAUACAUCUUUUUGCUUAAGGGCAUUGAUACAGUGAAGCUUUUGUAAAUUCAAUAGAACAUAUUUUGUACUAGUAAAAAACAUACUGUAAAAUAAAUUCUGAUUAACACACUCAUUUUAUCAUUGGCUGUUUCAAUUAAUAAAUAGUGCUAUUAAUUGAUCAUUUUGGGGGAACAAUCAACCAAUGAAUUUUUUUAAACAACUAUUUUCUUCUUUAACAAAUUUUAUUACAAACUUGUAUGGCAUAAUGUUGCAUAUUCACACCGUAAAUUCAUUGUGAAGUAGUAUCUCCCUUAUACAAAUUAAGAAAACACAUACAUUGUAAUAAGCCUUGAACAGGUGUUAACUCAUAACAUGAAAAACAUGACAAACUUACAUUAGUAUUAGGUCCAACACCUGACUUUGUGCAGUAUUUUCAAUAAAAAUGAGAACCGAUGACAUUUGCAUAGAUAAUAUUCUACAUGGGUCUGAAAAUUGUUUCCAGUAAAAAGUUGAAGCCAAUGGAUAACGGGCGUCGAUGCUGAAGAGGCUCUACUGUAAAUAAAAUGUUACUAUAAAGCAUAUAAUAAAUAAUUCUUAACAUUGGGGGAGGGCGCUGAAUUCAUCAGAUCUAUAUUUAAAGCUGCAUGAAUGACUAUUUCAUAUAAACUUUUUACAAAUAAUCAAUUCAGUCUUUUAUUUUAACAACCACAACUCAUCAAUGGUAUUUUCUAAAGGCACACCAAUUAGUCAAGGACGGCAAAAUUAUCAUGGAUUGUGGAAAAUGAUAAAUCCAAAUCAUAUAGAAAAGCACUAAUUCAGAACAAAAAGAUGGAAACCUAAAA